Molecule: messenger RNA, 1875 nt
Organism: Exophiala aquamarina CBS 119918
Lineage: Eukaryota; Fungi; Ascomycota; Eurotiomycetes; Chaetothyriales; Herpotrichiellaceae
Product: fimbrin
Exons: 1
Coding region: 1-1875 (624 amino acids)
Biological process (GO): actin filament bundle assembly; actin filament network formation
Cellular component (GO): actin filament; actin filament bundle; cytoplasm
Molecular function (GO): actin filament binding; calcium ion binding
Source: RefSeq, a predicted model, not a curated record
AUGGCCGCAAUUCUCAAACUCACCCGCAAAUAUCCUCAGUUCCAACAACAAGAAAUCUUUGGGCUACAAGAUGCCUUUCGUAAACUGGAUAUCGACGAUAAAGGCUACCUCGACGAAGCUACCGUCAUCAAGGCAACUCAGCAGUCUGAAGGGCAGUCUUACGAUGUGGUCCGGCAAGCUUUGAAGGAGGUGGAACUCGACAGCUCGAGACGUGUCGAACUAGAAGACUAUGUCGAUCUGAUCGCCAAAGUCCGAGAUUCGUCACCUGCUCAACAGCGAGCUGCCUCUGGUCCGCAGAGACCCGGCGCAGGCAAUGGUCUCCCCAAUUCACCGAGACACGGGCAAAAACCUAGCCUAGGAGGUGGUCCCGCUGGAAAGAUUCAGGUGCAAGGCUCUUCUGCUAAUGUUACCCAUACGAUCAACGAGGAAGAACGCACUGCCUUCACCACACAUAUCAAUGCUGUCCUUGCCGGCGAUGCCGACAUUGGUCAUCUGCUGCCCUUUCCCACCGAUACCUUCGAAAUGUUUGAUCACUGCAAAGACGGCCUUGUGCUCUCUAAGCUUAUCAACGACAGCGUGCCCGACACAAUUGAUGAGCGUGUUUUGAACAAGGCUGGCAAAAAGAUCAAAUCUCUGAAUGCAUUCCACAUGACUGAAAACAACAACAUCGUUAUCGAGUCUGCCAAGGGUAUCGGCUGCUCGGUUGUCAAUAUCGGGAGUGGAGACAUUAUCGAAGUCCGAGAGCAUCUUAUCCUGGGUCUCAUCUGGCAGAUUAUUCGAAGAGGUCUAUUGGGCAAGAUUGAUAUCAAGCUGCACCCCGAGUUAUAUCGCCUUCUCGAGGAUGACGAAACUCUGGACCAGUUCCUGCGCCUUCCUCCUGAGCAGAUCUUGCUCAGAUGGUUCAAUUAUCACCUGAAGAAUGCCGGUUGGCAAAGAAGGGUUGCCAACUUCUCGGGGGAUGUGAAGGAUGGCGAGAACUACACUGUCCUGCUCAAUCAAUUAAAGCCGGAUAUCUGUUCUAGGGCACCAUUGCAAACCAGAGAUUUGCUUGAACGUGCAGAGCAGGUCCUACAAAAUGCCGAGCGAAUCGAGUGCCGGAAAUUCCUUACUCCCACCGCCCUUGUUGCUGGAAACCCUAAGCUCAACUUGGCCUUCGUUGCCAACCUGUUCAACACGCACCCAGGCCUAGAUCCACUUGAAGAAGGAGAGAAGCCAGAGAUCGAAGAUUUCGAUGCUGAGGGCGAACGCGAAGCUCGUGUCUUCACCCUUUGGCUCAACAGUUUGGAUGUUCAACCGACUGUCAAUUCGUUCUGGGAUGAUCUCCGCGACGGCAAUGUCCUUCUCCAAGCCUAUGACAAAGUCAUUCCUGGCAGCGUGAACUGGCGACACGUAAACAAGCCACCUGCGCAUGGUGGCGAGAUCUCUCGAUUCAAGGCUGUUGAGAAUACCAACUACGCCGUCGAAUUAGGAAAACAGAACCGGUUUUCACUCGUGGGUAUCCAGGGUGCAGAUAUCACUGACGGGCAGCGAACAUUAACACUCGGUCUCGUGUGGCAGCUCAUGCGACGUGACAUUAUAAGUACAUUGUCUGGCCUCGCGCAACGGAUGGGCAAGCGCGAGCUAUCAGAUGCCGACAUCAUCAAAUGGGCAAAUCAAACCGCUCAAAAAGGCGGAAAGAACUCCCAGAUCCGCACCCUCAAGGACCCUGCCGUGACGAGCGGCAUCUUCCUUCUCGAUGUCUUGAACGGAAUCAAAGCCAACUAUGUCGACUACGAUCUCGUGACCCCUGGCAAGACACCCGACGACGCCUACGCCAAUGCCAAGUUGUCCAUCAGUAUUGCCAGAAAGUUGGGUAAGCAUUCACUUCAUUUUUAA